Peromyscus californicus insignis is the source of this 1837-nucleotide messenger RNA. RefSeq names its product POP5 homolog, ribonuclease P/MRP subunit (gene Pop5). Gene Ontology annotation, cellular component: ribonuclease P complex. NCBI's taxonomy places the organism in Eukaryota, Metazoa, Chordata, Mammalia, Rodentia, Cricetidae. The record is from RefSeq and is a predicted model, not a curated record. Gene Ontology annotation, biological process: tRNA 5'-leader removal. Gene Ontology annotation, molecular function: ribonuclease P RNA binding. The coding region runs from base 100 to 609 and encodes 169 amino acids. The transcript has 5 exons.
CACCCUCCGCGGGCGGGAGGCGGAGCGUGGAGAUUGACAGGGCACUCGGCCUGUCGGGCCCAGUCCCGCCUCCCUGCCGCAUCUUCCGGCGCGGACGCCAUGGUGCGGUUCAAGCACAGGUACCUUCUGUGCGAGCUGGUGUCGGAGGACGCGCGCUGCCGCCUGAGCCUGGACGACCGCGUGCUGGGCGGCCUCGUCCGCGACACGAUCGCCCGGGUGCACGGGACCUUCGGCGCCGCCGCCUGCUCCGUGGGCUUUGCAGUCCGAUACCUCAAUGCCUACACUGGGGUAGUGCUACUUCGAUGCCGGAAGGACUUCUACCAGCUCGUGUGGUCAGCUCUCCCUUUCAUCACGUAUCUGGAGAGCAAAGGACACCGUUACCCGUGUUUUUUCAACACACUGCACGUGGGAGGUACAAUUAGAACCUGUCAGAAGUUCCUGAUUCAGUACAACCGGAGACAGCUGUUGAUCUUGUUGCAGAACUGCACUGAUGAAGGGGAACGGGAAGCCAUUAAGAAGUCUGUCUCCAGAAGCUGUCUACUGGAGAAAGAGCCAGCUGAAGAAUUUUCAGACAGUGUUGGUGAGGAGGCUAUGGAAGCAGUAGAGUGACCCUGUUUCCAGGCCACUUGUGGGACCAGGAAAUUGUGGGAGUUGGCAGCAGCACCCCACAGCUCUGCAAACGGACUACCAACCACAGCCAGGCGACCAUCUUGAAAUGGAGGGCUUGCUGCCUUUACCAUCCAAGGUCCUGAAGGCUCUGUACAGCUCUUUUACAUGUAACUGCUGAACUGAGUGGGUAGAAUAAAUAUUCUUGGCUUCCAGAGCAACAUUCCUAAACCAUAAGAAGUACAAAAUGAACUACAUAGUUCAUGCUUGGCCAGGUCUCUGUCCUCUAUGACACUGGUCUUAAGUGUGCUCCCUGCGUGGUACUAGAUGAAUUUUAAACAUUCCUAGACCCUGAAAAGAACUCAUGCAAACCUUUACGUGGUGGUGCACUCCUUUAACCCCAGCACCAGGGAGGCAGAGGCAGGCAGAUCUGAGUUUUGAGGCCACCCUGGCCUACAGAAUGCGUCCUAGAACAGCCAGGACUGCACAGGGAAAGUGUUGGGGGUGGGGUAAACGCCUGUAAAGCAGAAAUAUCAAUCAGUGACUAACCAACUACACUUGCAUAAUUUAGAGUCAGUUCAGUACUGUAUCCUAGGGCUACAAACACCAGGAUACCCACCUGACCGUUGCUCGGGGCACUUGAUAAGGAAUGCAGCUUUCAGCUGGCCCCAAUGAGGCAGGAACGUAAUCCUAGCACUCGGGAGGUUUGCUGGUUUGAAUGAGAAUGGCUCCCAUAUAUUUACUUUGGUUCCCAGAUGGUGGGACUAUUUGGGAAGGAUUGGGAGGUAUGACCUUGGAGGAGCUAUGCUAUGGGGGUGUUUCAAAAGCUCACACCAUUCCCAGUUAGCUCUCUGCCUCCUGCUAAUGGAUAAGAUGUCUGUUGCCAUGCUUCCCAUAAUGGUUGCGGUUAUGGUGGUUUGAAUAGGUAUGGCCCCCAUAAAUUCACGUGUUUGAAUGCUUGGCCCAUAGGAGUGGCACUAUUAGGAGUUGUGACCUUGUUGGAGGAAGUGUGUCACUGUUGGGGUGGGCUUUGAGGUCUCCUAUGCUCAAACUAUGCCCAGUGUAGCUCAACAGUUGCUUUUGUUGCCCAGGGAUCAAGAUGUAGAAUUCUCAGCCCCUUCUCCAGCACCAUGUCUGCCUGCAUGCUGCCAUGCUUCUUGCCAUCAAGAUAAAUAAUGGACCAAAUCUCUGAAACUAAGCCAGUCCCAAUUAAAUGUUUUCCUUUAUAAGA